AUGGCCCCCGGGAAGGGGGCAGUGGGGCGGACGCCGGGGCUGCGGGCGCCUCCGGAGUCGAGCUGGGCGCGGGCGGAGCAAGACGCCUCCUCUCCGUCAUCGCUCCCACCUGCAGCCCGCGCAGUUACAGCGCGGCUACGUGAUGCUGGUGGUGGUGGUGAUAAUAGUGAAGAUGAUGAUGAUGAUGAGGACAAUGACCAUGAUAGUGAGGAUGGUGAUGGUAUUGAUGAUGGUGGUGGUGAUAAUAGUGAAGAUGAUGGUGAUCGUGAGAAUGAUGAUCACAGCGAUGAUCACAAUAACAAAGACAGUGACGAUAGUGAGGAUGAUGAUGGUGUUGGUGGUAAUGAUUAUAAUGAUAACGAUUAUGGUAAUGACAAUGGUACUGAUGAUGAUGGUGAUGAUGACGACAGUGGCUGA
Loxodonta africana (African savanna elephant) is the source of this 417-nucleotide messenger RNA. RefSeq names its product prostatic spermine-binding protein-like. The coding region runs from base 1 to 417 and encodes 138 amino acids. NCBI's taxonomy places the organism in Eukaryota, Metazoa, Chordata, Mammalia, Proboscidea, Elephantidae. The transcript has 3 exons. The record is from RefSeq and is a predicted model, not a curated record.